GAAGUGUUCUGUAUCCCCUGGAGGAUUUACACUGAAACAUGCUCAAAAGAUGGAGAAGAAAUUGAAAAAUCAACGCCUUCGCCAAGGUCUUUUCAGUUCCAAAAGGAGACGAUUGGAAUUAAAGUCCCAGAGGGCAAUGAAAAACUGCACACAAUCAGUGUUAGAAGGUGACACAUACCAGUCAAAGAUUGGUAUUGAAGAAGAUUUAGAUCUUGAGGACAUUGAUCCCACUCCAGUAUCUUUUCCAAAGGAUGGAAAUGAAAUUAUUUUUGACUUGGAAACUACUGGUCUGGCUCGGACAUCAGAUAUUAUUCAGAUUGCAGCAGUCUCUGGAGGCGAGGAAAUGAACAUAUACAUGACAACAGAAAUUAGCAUCGGGGCUUCUGCUGCCACAGGUUUGACGUAUGUUGGAGGUGUCCUAAAACACAAAGGCCAGGCUGUGAGUUGUGUCAAUCCCCAAGACGGACUUUCCCAGUUUAUAACUUUUAUCCAAAAGUUUUCUAACCCAAUUCUGGUGGGGCAUAACAUUCAGAGUUUUGAUUUACCAGUCUUGAUAAACCAACUGUCCAGGUACAAUUUAUACACAGAUUUCCAGGAAACAGUAUAUGGAUUAAUUGACACAUUAAAGGUAGCAAAGAGAACAUGGAAAAAGCCAGAUGUUGAGAACUACAAGCAAGAAACAUUGGUCAAAACUUUCCUGAACCUGAAAUAUGAUGCCCAUAAUGCUUUAGCAGAUGUACAGUCCCUGCAAACACUGUAUCAGAAGAUGAUGGCAGGCUUCCUUCUUUCAAGUGACCUAUUUACACUUAAUUACUAUGCAUGUAAGAAAUCACUUGAUCCACUAGUGAAAGACAAAGUAAUUUCAAGCCAAACAAUGAAGAAACUCCUUCAGUGCUCGCUUAGUUUGUCUAAACUUAGAAAUAUUCACAAACGUGAUACAUUUAAUGGAAUUAGAAAUGUGUUCAUGGAGCAAUGUGAGGGGUCAAAGGUCCCUAGAAUCUCAAAGUCAAAGGCAGUUAUAGACAAACUAAUUGCAUAUUUAAAUGCAUGAUAUGUUUUAUGUGGCUGACUAGUAGUGAUGACUACUGACUAGUAUAUUAGUAUACUAUCAUAUAACAAAAGUGUACAUGUUUUGCUGUUUAAGUUUUUCCAAUCAAUAUUUUAUUCAGAGGUGAGCAAUGUGGCUCAUGGACCUCUACAUUUUAUUGUUUAAGGUGUAGAAUUAAAAAAUGAUUUACAUUGUGUAUAGAAUUUAGAUUACUGAACCAUGGAAACAUCUUUUUUACCAUCUAAUUCAAUGAAUGAUAAUGAUUAUGAAAUUUCGAGAUUUUUUGGUUGGGGGUGGGGUUGUUAAAAUGAUUGUACUGAAUUUAUUUCUAUGGAAAGGUAUCAUUUUUUUUUAAUUUAUUAAAUCCUAAGACUCAACAUUACUCAGUUAUAAAUCUUUUUCUCUGAUUGAAACCAUGGUUUU
Molecule: messenger RNA, 1471 nt
Organism: Magallana angulata
Lineage: Eukaryota; Metazoa; Mollusca; Bivalvia; Ostreida; Ostreidae
Product: protein PML-like
Exons: 3
Coding region: 50-1051 (333 amino acids)
Biological process (GO): DNA catabolic process
Cellular component (GO): cytoplasm
Molecular function (GO): 3'-5'-DNA exonuclease activity; nucleic acid binding
Source: RefSeq, a predicted model, not a curated record